Molecule: messenger RNA, 738 nt
Organism: Fraxinus pennsylvanica
Lineage: Eukaryota; Viridiplantae; Streptophyta; Magnoliopsida; Lamiales; Oleaceae
Source: the annotation of a GenBank genome assembly
AUGGCAUCUUUUGGGUCUCUCAAGCAAGCAAUCUUCGACAAAGAAGCCAGAAAACAGCAGUAUCAAUCUCAUAUACGAGGCCUCAACGCAUACGAUCGCCACAAGAAAUUCUUGAAUGAUUAUGUUGGCUUUUAUGGAAAAGAGAAAUCCGCACAAGAUAAGUUGCCUGUUAAAACAGAUCAAGACACCCUCAGAGAGGGAUAUCGAUUUAUAAGGACUGAAGAAGAUGAUAUGAAUCCUUCUUGGGAGCAAAGGCUGGUGAAGCGCUACUAUGAGAAGCUCUUCAAAGAAUACUGCAUAGCUGAUAUGUCACACUACAAGACUGGUAAGAUUGGUCUGAGAUGGAGGACUGAAAAAGAAGUAAUAUCUGGGAAAGGACAGUUUGUAUGUGGUAAUAAACAUUGCAAUGAGAAAGAUGGUUUGUCAAGCUACGAGGUAAACUUUUCUUAUUAUGAAGCUGGAGAAAACAAACAGGCCCUCGUGAAAUUAGUAACCUGUGAGAGAUGUGCGGAGAAGCUUUUUUAUAAAAAACGAAAAGAGAAAAAACAAUUGAGACAAAAAGAGACGGACAGUGAUCGGAGGAAAAGGGAUAGGUCUGAAAGUGAGGAUGAUACAGAUAACGAAUAUGACAGAAAGAAAGAGCGUAGAAAAGGAAAGAAGGCUUCGACUUCUCUUAGUGAUCAUAAGGUUGAUGACGAUGAAAACUUUGAUGAGUAUCUUGAGGGAAUGUUUCCUUGA